UACAACCUAUGGAAAAUAAUUAUUUGAGGGAGAAAUCUCAGUGACUUCCCCUCCACAGACACAAAUGGUAUGAAUUAUCCAUUACCUCUUUCUAUGCCGUCCACUCUUCUCCCAUUAACCAAAACCUUCACCACCUUAAUACCCUUCCAAAAGAACAGGAAGUCAUGGUUAUAAUAAACCUCUCAUCCUAUUCACCAUCUUCUUCCCAUUCCCUCAUCAGAUUAACUAAUUCAAAGUCACCCAUCACAGAACUUUCACUAAAGCCCAAAACCCUCUUCUCAAAAUCUUCUCUUUCUUCUAUAAACUGCUCGUUUUCUUCAGCACACCUCGGUUUGAAUUUCAAGAACCAAUUUUUCUUUGGCAAGAGGGGAACCCCACCUGGGAAAAGAUUGGAUUUUAGGUCUUGGGCAACUUCUGGAUUUGAUUUUGGGGUCUUUGAGAGUGCUCAGUCUGUUUUGGAGGCAGCUGCAGUUUUAACAGCCAUAAUCAUUGUUCAUGAGGGUGGUCACUUCCUUGCUGCUUCUCUUCAAGGGAUCCAUGUAAGUAAAUUUGCUGUUGGGUUUGGUCCAAUUUUAGCUAAAUUCAAUGCAAACAAUGUAGAAUACUCUAUUAGAGCUUUUCCUCUUGGUGGCUUUGUGGGGUUUCCUGAUAAUGAUCCAGAGAGUGACAUUCCAGUUGAUGAUCAAAAUUUGCUUAAGAAUAGGCCAGUAUUGGAUAGGAUAAUUGUGAUUUCAGCUGGUGUCGUUGCCAAUAUAAUCUUUGCGUAUGUUAUUAUCUUUUUCCAAGUCAUUUCAGUUGGUUUGCCUGUACGAGAGGCCUUUCCUGGGGUGCUUGUGCCCGAGGUUAAAGCCUUUUCGGCUGCUUCCCGAGAUGGGUUGCUUGCGGGCGAUAUAAUACUUGCGGUUAAUGGAAACGAAUUGCCAAAAAUAGGGCCUAAUGCAGUUUCUCAGCUUGUUGAUGUAAUUAAGAAAAAUCCUAAAAGAAAUGUGCUGCUCAAGGUUGAGAGGGGGAAGGAGGAUUUUCAAAUUGGGGUCACCCCAGAUGAGAAUUUUGAUGGAACUGGUAAAAUUGGUGUUCAGUUAUCUCCAAAUGUAAAGAUUUUCAAGGUUCUACCGAAGAAUUUAUCUGACGCUUUCAGUUAUGCUGGGAGUGAAUUUUGGGGUCUCUCAUAUAAUGUUUUGGAUGGCUUAAAACAGACGUUUCUAAACUUCUCGCAAUCUGCUAGCAAGGUUUCGGGUCCUGUGGCUAUUAUUGCUGUUGGUGCUGAAGUAGCAAGGUCAAAUAUUGAUGGCCUUUACCAAUUUGCAGCAGUGCUUAAUCUUAACCUUGCAGUAAUAAACCUUCUUCCAUUACCUGCUUUAGAUGGGGGUUCCCUGACUUUCAUCCUCAUAGAGGCAGCUAGGGGUGGGAGAAAGCUCCCUCUAGAACUAGAGCAGCGGAUUAUGUCAUCGGGGAUCAUGGUUGUUUUUCUCCUAGGGCUAUUCCUUAUUAUUCGGGACACUCUUAACCUUGAUUUCAUUAAAGAAUUACUGUGAUUGCUUUCAAGGUCUCGGAAGUUCGAAGUUGAUUUGGGUUGGGAAAUUUUACAACACUGUUGUUGGAUCAGACUGGUUGCCUGUAAUGUCUCACAGAGGAGGCGAACUGAGAUCAUUAGGAAUGCUUGGCGUAAUGUAGUUGCUUCUGCCUAAAACAUUAAACGAAAGAUGCUUGUGGCAUCUCAGUUGUUCUCAAUAUCUUUCAUCCAAUAGGAGAUCCUUUUCAUAGUCCUGUAAAUCAUAAUUUUCUUUUUUAAUGAUAUUGGCAUCAUAAAAUUGUUGGGAACUUCA
Molecule: messenger RNA, 1826 nt
Organism: Alnus glutinosa
Lineage: Eukaryota; Viridiplantae; Streptophyta; Magnoliopsida; Fagales; Betulaceae
Product: membrane metalloprotease ARASP, chloroplastic
Exons: 1
Coding region: 165-1535 (456 amino acids)
Biological process (GO): proteolysis
Cellular component (GO): membrane
Molecular function (GO): metalloendopeptidase activity; protein binding
Source: RefSeq, a predicted model, not a curated record